Molecule: messenger RNA, 764 nt
Organism: Achroia grisella
Lineage: Eukaryota; Metazoa; Arthropoda; Insecta; Lepidoptera; Pyralidae
Gene: Trs33
Product: trafficking protein particle complex subunit 6b
Exons: 3
Coding region: 237-713 (158 amino acids)
Biological process (GO): endoplasmic reticulum to Golgi vesicle-mediated transport; regulation of GTPase activity
Cellular component (GO): TRAPP complex; cis-Golgi network; trans-Golgi network
Source: RefSeq, a predicted model, not a curated record
AUUUAUAUUAUUAUAUAUAUUCUGUGGUUGUAUCUAUUUGAUUACUGAUAUAGCUUUGUAUUUUUUAAUAUUUAUUUAAAAUUUCUUAGUUUUAAUUUGGUCUCAACAUACUCAUUGUCGGUAAAAUAAAUAUAAUUUAGAUUAUAAAACGGGUAUCAACUUUUAAUUAUUUAUCUUUGCUUCCUUUGCCAUAGUGCAUUGAAUGCAAUUCUCUAUUCUACAAACAUUUAGUGGUGAUGGCUGACGAUAUUUUAUUUGAAUUGUUGCAUUCUGAAAUUAUUAAUUAUGCCUUGGAGCAAAACAAGAAUCACAGUGACAAAAAGGAGACAGAUUUAUCAGCAGUGGAGUACAUUGGUUUUGCUGCUGGCUAUAAAAUUAUGGAAAGAUUGACUCGAGAAUGGCCACGUUUUAAAGAUGAGUUAGAUACAAUGAAAUUUAUAUGUACAGAUUUUUGGAUGUGUAUAUAUAAAAAGCAGAUUGAUAAUUUGCGCACUAAUCAUCAAGGAGUUUAUGUUUUACAAGAUAAUGCAUUCAGAUUCCUGACAUACUUCUCAAAUGGCCUCCAAUAUUUGGAAUAUGCUCCAAGAUAUGUAGCAUAUACAUGUGGAUUGAUAAGAGGUGGAUUAGCAAACCUUUGUAUAAACAGUGUAGUUACAGCUGAGGUGCAGUCUAUGCCAUCUUGCAAAUUUCAUAUACAUGUUCAGAGAACAUAAAUUUAUUUAGAACAUUGAUACUGUAAAUAUAUAUGAGAAAUAAAUUAUUGA